AAUCAGGCCAUCAAGCACAGGAAGGAAGGAAAGGGUUCUUCUGUUUUUGCUCCUGAAGUCCUAGUACUUUCAGUACGUCGGUACUUACGACUUCGGCCUGGUACUGAUGCAGCCUCAAUGUUCCUGGACGCGAACCCAUGCUCAGAUGCUUAGACCUCUGUCCCAUAAAUGCUCCGUUUUCUCUGAGCAUUGGCUAAAGGCUGCUCAUUCUCAUUCUCAUUCUCAUUCUGUUCGGAGAAGCCACAACCGUCCCACUUUCAGGGCUACGAUGUCCACCGUCCCUACUCGGAAAGAGUCCCUUCCGGCUCAGGACGGCUCUUCCCAGAAAGCCCCUCAGCCGUUACAGGUUGCAAAACGCUUAGAGAAGUUCAAAACUACAAUUUUCACGCAGAUGAGUAUGCUUGCCAUCGAACAUGGAGCAAUAAAUCUUGGCCAAGGCUUCCCCAACUUUGAUGGUCCAGAAUUCGUAAAGGAAGCUGCAAUUCAAGCCAUCAAGGAUGGGAAAAACCAGUAUGCUCGUGGACAUGGGAUUCCAGAGUUCAAUGCUGCCAUUGCUGAACGCUUCAAGAAGGACACUGGACUUGUGGUUGACCCUGAGAAGGAAGUUACUGUUACAUCUGGGUGUACUGAAGCUAUUGCUGCAACUAUAUUGGGCUUGAUAAAUCCGGGGGAUGAGGUGAUCCUCUUUGCUCCUUUUUAUGAUUCUUAUGAAGCAACACUGUCAAUGGCUGGUGCCAAAAUAAAAGGCAUCACAUUGCGCCCUCCAGAUUUUGCUGUUCCAAUUGAUGAGCUAAAGUCCACAGUCUCAAAGAAUACUCGUGCAAUCCUCAUAAACACUCCACACAAUCCCACUGGAAAGAUGUUUACUCGAGAAGAACUCAAUGUCAUUGCAUCUUUGUGCAUUGAGAAUGAUGUGUUGGUUUUUACUGAUGAAGUUUAUGACAAACUGGCUUUUGAAAUGGAUCACAUUUCUAUGGCAUCCCUUCCCAGUAUGUAUGACCGCACUGUAACAAUGAAUUCUUUGGGGAAGACCUUCUCCUUAACAGGGUGGAAAAUUGGGUGGGCAGUAGCUCCCCCACACUUGACUUGGGGAGUAAGGCAAGCACACUCAUUCCUCACCUUUGCUACUUCCACUCCAAUGCAGUGGGCAGCUUCAGUAGCACUUAGAGCCCCCGAUUCUUAUUAUGUGGAGCUGAAGAGAGAUUACUUGGCAAAGAAGGCAAUAUUGGUGGAGGGGUUGAAAGAUGUUGGUUUCAAGGUAUUCCCAUCAAGUGGAACAUAUUUUGUGGUUGUAGACCACACCCCAUUUGGACUUGAUGAUGAUAUUGCUUUCUGUGAGUAUUUGAUCAAGGAAGUUGGGGUUGUGGCAAUCCCAACUAGUGUAUUUUACUUGAAUCCUGAAGAAGGAAAGAACUUGGUGAGAUUUACCUUCUGCAAAGAUGAAAGAACUUUGAGGUCUGCAGUUGAGAGGAUGAAGGAGAAGCUCAGGAAGAAAUGAUAAAAAAAAAUAUGUAUUGAUUUAGAUCAUCCAAGUGCUGUUUUAUGUCAUGGGAUUUGGUGUUCUAAUGCCAAUCGCAUGGUACUCCAAGUAAUUGUUGUUCUUCCAAACCCAUCUUAAUAUAUGCUAGGGGUGUCAUCUCUUGUUUCCAUCAAAAUUUGUCAUUCCCCAAGUCUUUGAAUUGUAGGAAAUAGUUGUGGAUGUUACUCGAUCCCAUUAAUCAGGGGAAUUAUGAGCUCAUAAAUUUCAAUUCAUGUUAUUGUUUCUAUCUUCAAUACAUGAAUGAAGGAUAAUUAUAUGUACUGGGAAACAGAUCGUUUGGUCUUGUCUGAACUGAAGGCUGUCUUGUUGAUUAUUCAAGACGCAACUAGCUGUCUGAAUUCAUAUAUUCAGAAUGCUUGUACACACGGUUUCCAAUUAAUAAAAUCCCAUUUAUGAU
Messenger RNA from Rubroshorea leprosula, 1937 nucleotides. Lineage: Eukaryota; Viridiplantae; Streptophyta; Magnoliopsida; Malvales; Dipterocarpaceae. The record is from the annotation of a GenBank genome assembly.